AUGCUUCCUGUCAGUAACAACUGGGAACCCACGAAAUGCCGUUUGCUAGCGGAAGCCCUCUGCGAUCAUGUUCCCGCGGCUUGUCUCUCAGCAAAUGGACUGAUCGUCGAAUACAGCGCUGCCAUGCGCGAGUCGCUGUCGCCAGGCCAUGAUGGCGAGCAGGAGCUUCUACAUAGACCGUUCCUGGAGCUGAUUCACGUUGACGACCGGAGCGCGUUUCAGGGCUGUAUGACGCGGAGCCAUGCUCUUAACGCGGACAACAAAGCCACUGUGCUGGAAAUCCGGCUUCGGAGCACCGAAUCGCUCUCUGCCGCUCUGGAGGGGUGCUUCACCGCAGCUCAAAUGCCAGCCCAGACCCCUGUGGCUGCAGCUGCUGCAGCUGUACUCGCUAUAGAGAAUGAGCUGGACUCGCUAGUGGAGCGGCUGAAGGCUCUGGAGGGAAAAAUCUGUGAAGGCGUGUACAACGGGAAGUUCAAGCGGAUCUUUGAGAUAUCUAUGGAUCCGAUAUUUAUCAUCGGAGGCGACAGGCUGAUCCACGAGUGCAACGAGGCUGCAGUGCGCAUGCUGGGGCACCAAUCAAAGGCCGCCAUCUGUCACAAGCUCAGUGCCGCCGCCUUCUCCCCGGAGGUCCAGCCGGGCGGCGAGCGGACGGCAGAUAAGAUGAUUCGAUUCGUGGAGCCGCUGCUGCGAGGGGAGGCAUCGAUUGACGAGUGGUGGCACUAUGAUACUCGAGGGGAGCUGUUUCCGGUGCUGGUGAAAGUGCAGUUCCUAAGCGAGGAACACCCAGGGGAGGUGGUAUCUGUGUGGCAUGAUCUGCGGGAAACGAAGCGGCACGAGGAGGAGCUGAGGCAAGCCAAGGAGGCGGCAGAGGCGGCGAGUCAGGCCAAGAGCCAGUUCCUGGCGAACAUCAGCCAUGAGAUCCGCACCCCCAUGAAUGGUGUGCUGGGAGUGGCGGAGCUGCUGCUACAAACUCCAUUGACAGCCGAGCAGCAGCAGUACUGUGAGGUGAUUCGCUCGUCAGGGGAAAGCCUGCUGCACAUCAUAUCGGACGUACUCGAUAUAAGCAAGAUCGAGGCCCGGUCGCUAGCGCUCGAGUCAAUCCCGUUCCACCUGCAGCAGACAGUAGAGGACGCUGUGGCUGCUGUUGCUGUGCUGGCACGGCAGAAAGGGCUGAAUCUGGAGGUGGAAAUGGAUGGUUCUGUGCCUCGCUGCAUUGUGGGAGACCCCUCUCGCCUGCGCCAAGUGCUGCUCAACCUCCUCUCCAACGCCAUCAAGUUCACCCACCAGGGAUUUGUGAAGCUCCGGAUUUUCACAGCAAACUUCCCAACGGAGGAAGACUCUCAGGAUCGCGCAGCAGCGGCAGCAGCAACAACAACACCUUGCGUCGAGGCCCCUCAGAGCUCAACGGGGGGCGCACCAGACUCAUCAGCGGUAGAGGCAGCAGCAGAGGCAGCAGCUGAGGAACUGCAGGGGGGAGACAUGGAACUGGAAUUGCAGCAAUGUGGCUGUAGAAAUGGCUGGGGAAAGCGCAAGAGGGUGGGCUGCAGCAGUGCGAGGGAAGACUGCUGCAGGAAAGCAGACGCAGCAGGAAUAGCAGCAGAGAGGACCAGCGGGGAGGAGGGUGCUUGCACGGUUCUGAAGCGCAGCAAAAUGAGUUCUGGUGGAGAGGAGGCAGGAGGGAUUCACAAGGAGCAGGUGAGGGUGGAACUGGAGGGGAAGAGGCAAGCAGCGGCAGUGAUGGCAGAGACAACCAGAGAGGACACACAUGGGAGGGAGGAUUUCAAUGAGGUGUCCCGAGUGCCCGUUGAUGCGUCUCAAGAGCCCGCAUGUGGGAGGGGAGACUCAGAAGAGGAGGUUGCGUCAGUGCACUUAGAGGCAAAUAAAGAAGCAGCAUUUGGGAAGAGUAAUUUCAAAGAAGAAGAGAUAACAGUGCGGUUUGAGGUGGUUGACUCGGGCAUCGGUAUCCCCCCAGCCUUGCUCCCGCGCCUCUUUCAACCGUUCAUGCAGGCAGAUGAGUCCACCAGCCGUAGAUAUGGGGGUACCGGUCUCGGCCUCGCCAUCUGCCACUCGCUCGUUACUCUCAUGGGUGGCACCAUCCAUGUGUCCUCGGUGGCCAAUCCACAACCUGCCGACCAUGUGCCCGUGGCUGGAUCUGCAGGUGAUGCGUAUGCAGGAAGCCGGAACUCCGUGAGUCCCACCAGCACAUUCACUACUCUCACCAGCCUCAUCAGCCCUACCAAUCCCACCUGUCGCACUAUUCCCCUAGCUGCUGAUCCUACUGCAGGUUCAGCAGCCUCGUCUGAUGCUGCUGAUACUCAACCAGGGCAUGGCACCAUGUUCCGCUUUUCUCUGCCCUUUAAAGUGGCCAGCACAACUUGUGAACCUUCCAGGGUAGAUGCUUUAGAUCGGCUGGUUGAGCCCUGUGCUACUACUGCUCCCAGUUUGGCGGAUGCCUGUGCUGCAACUGCUGUCGCUGCUGCUUUGAGUCCACUUUCCUGGUCAGUGCAAGAAAGUUUGCGUCUAGUGGGAGAGGGGUUGGAUAACGUGGUUGAAGCAGAGAAACAGCAGCAGGACUCAGAGGGCGGACCACAGGAGCAGGGCAAGCAGCAGAUGAAUGCCAAGGAGGAAGCCAAAGAGAGCAAGGUUGCAGUCGCUCAUCAAUGGGGGAUGCAGGAUCCGCUGCGAAUAGAUCAGAACCAUGAGGAUGUUCAUGUGAUUUCAUCCAGUGAGCAAGUUACAGGAGCUUCUCUACCAGUGAAGGCACCAGAUUUGCUGAAAUUGCCUCCUCGGUCACCACUGUCAGUCUCAUUUUCUGGAGUGCGGUGUCUGGUGGUUGAGGAUAACGCAGUGAACCGCAUGGUGGUGGUGCGUCUGCUGCGGAGCCUGCAUGUGAACAGUGACGUGGCUGAGAAUGGCGUGCUUGCUGUCCAGGCAUGCAGCAAUAAGGAGUACGAUCUUGUGCUCAUGGAUGUCCACAUGCCUGAAAUGGACGGCUUUGAAGCCACCUGCAACAUCCGGGCCCUCGAAGCACACCGGAGGGUAGGCUACUUUGUCUACUGA
Molecule: messenger RNA, 3060 nt
Organism: Closterium sp. Yama58-4
Lineage: Eukaryota; Viridiplantae; Streptophyta; Zygnematophyceae; Desmidiales; Closteriaceae
Source: the annotation of a GenBank genome assembly